Messenger RNA from Pomacea canaliculata, 1546 nucleotides. Its product is annotated as tetraspanin-21-like. Gene Ontology annotation, cellular component: membrane. Bases 236 to 634 code for a protein of 132 amino acids. The record is from RefSeq and is a predicted model, not a curated record. The transcript has 7 exons. NCBI's taxonomy places the organism in Eukaryota, Metazoa, Mollusca, Gastropoda, Architaenioglossa, Ampullariidae.
CUUCAUUUGUCUUUUAGGAUUCAUCGCAGUCCUCACCGAAUUGAAACCUAUCUUCAUACUGUACUUGCUGGUUUUGCUAUAUUAUAUCUUCUUUCAACUGCUACUCAUCGGAAAGUUCGCGGAGGACACGAACGCGUUCUUUGGCUGCAUAAAGGCACACAUACUUUCCACCAUCACAGACCACUACGAGGGUCUGAACAGCAGUGAGCCCUUCACCGUCACCUGGAACGUCCAUAUGAUUCAAAAUCAGUGCUGUGGUGUCGACAACUACUUGGACUUUGAAAAUGCUACAAAAUGGACUCGAGAACUGAAUCGUACUAAGCUAGUGAUUCCUAUGGCAUGCUGCCGUAUACCAUCAACUGACUUGGAAUGUUCUCGUAUGCCGAGGGACUACAACAGCCACUUCUUGACGGGCUGUUUCCCCAAAUUUAAGGAUAAAAUCGAACGGUGGAAGGACACUAUACUAGCCAUAGGAGGGACUAUUGUUGGAGUUCAGAUCAGUAUGGUGUUCCUGGUCCUUUACGUCAUGAAUCAGCUAGGCAUAGACGUAUGGUUUCGUGAGUUAAUCUUGAAACCUCUGGGUCUGAGCGAGCUCCCACCGGAGCCGACGCCAGAGCCGAUAACUCCCGCCUGAAAAACACAAGAAUUUCUGACAGUCCAGCUGUCUUUUUCGUUUCUUCUCGUUUCCCGGGUUUUGAUCAGUUUUGGCUUACCGGAGUUUUGCGGUUAUUUGGCUGUUGGAUUUGUUUUGCCUUUAAAACAUUUUGCUGUACAGGACAUUAUACUGUUACUACUGUGACUGAAGUCUUACUCACAGGCAGUGUUGAGGGUUGUGUACAGAGGUGGUAAGGAUCCUCUAGUCGUGGAAUCUCCAAUGAUGUGCAGAAAUGUGUGGCAAGUGCAUGCGUGACUGCAUGUUACGCUUGAGCGCAUCGACACGUACAACUGUUUAUGCAUGCAGGAGAAAGAUGGAUAAAAGGGGAAUUUGGAUUUUUUUUUGUGCGAAAAAAUAUAUGUAAAAAAUAGUUAUUCCUUUAAAUUUGAAAUAUCGGUUUGCAAUUGCUUAAGUAAAAUUUUUUUGAACAUUUGAUUUUGUUUAUAAGUGCAAAAACUCUAUCAUCCAAUUGUUAAUGCAUGCAGUUUAUGGUCACCUAUCUGUGUUACUUAUUCGCCAAAUUAAUUUAUAUCAAUUGUCUUUGAGUGUUUUGGGUGUUUUAGUUAAACCUCAAAUUUAUAAGCAGGUAAUAAUCAGUAAAGCUAUUAAGCAGAAUGUCUAUAUUGCCAACAUUUUUCUCCAGCAAUAAAGUAUAUAAAAAUGUUGCUAUAAAACACUAAAAUAAGAAAACAGUUAAAAAUACACUACAAACACUAUAUGUCUUGCAGUGUUUCAUAGCCGUAAAGUAAAUUUAUUUUUCGAAGCAAUAACAUGCUUUGUACAUUUUUAAGUCUUGGUUGCUACAAGAACAUGUUAAGUUCAAGCUCCCAAACCUUGGUCACUCCAACGUCUAUUAUAACUGCAAAAAAUGACUGUACAUCAAUUGUUUUA